CUCCAAUCUUAAGAUUGCCUGGUUCCCCGCUUCAUGUUGAUAUUUGUGAGGCACAGUGAGACUUUCCGCUUCCCGUCGUCGCCUCAAUCUACAAAUGGCACUCGUCGAUCGGAAUGACAACUCGAAGGGAGUUCUCGAAGCCCGAAACGGAAACGUAAGUUGGUCAGAUGCCGACUAUUGUUCGAAGAGCUGUACUUCGCCUGCUUUGACGACAAGUUGGGUAGAACCUUCUAGCUGUGUCAACUAUUGGACUCCCGUUGCCUCCCGAUCAUACGACUUUAUUAGACUGACACGGAACUUUACGGUCGAUGGCUGUGCGCCUUCUUUAACGGCUCCUGCUGCUUGCAGUGAUUGUCCUCCCCAGGUACGUCCUACGGCUUUUAGCCCGGGAAUCUUUCCAAGUGAUUAUCCUGCUCCUGCAACGAGUAUAUAUGAAGAUGUUACAACGCUCUAUUGUUGUCCCAGGUAAUGAAAUACGAGGUUCCCUUUAUUUACUGUCGAAAGCUUAUCUCCAUUCGAUAGAAAUGCCACAGGAUACACUCAGACGUUAGGCCCCAACUAUGCAGUCACCGGAUUCUGUAGCGGAAAUAUAAUGAGUGGUUUCUUGACACUCACAUUCAACUCUACUCGCCUCUAUACCUCCACGUUUGGGACGUUUGGGACGCAGACUUCAAUAUCGAGCUGGCAGACUGGGAUUCCCUCUGUCGAUACGUGGGUCGCAACUGUGACUAAGACGACCAGUGCUGUUAUAAAAACAACCGUUCCUGCAUACUAUGGGGAGAUAUAUGCCGAACCCCUCAUCGUCAAGUUCAAAAGUGGAGACAUAACUCCCAGCAGCUCCUCAACAGCUGCACCUCAAGCUAGCGCUACGACAUCGGUACCGGUCGCCUCAUCAUUACCACCACCAACCGCGAUUUCCAACUCCCCAGAACUCUCUGCGGGAGCAAAAGCUGGGAUUGGGGUGGCAGUGUCUCUCUGCUUCAUCGCUUUCGCGGCACUUGCAUUCUUUUUCUGGAGACAUAGACGGAAUAGUCACAGAAUAGUGGAGGACCAAUGGGGACGAACUGAGAGGAGAUCUGAGUUGAGUAAUGAGCCUAUGAAAGUUAAGGAAUUGCCUAGUCCGAUUGGCGAGAGGCACCCUGUGGAAAUGGGUUGAUGUUUCGAGAGAUAAGGGGAUGGUUUAAUAUGUAAUUGGAAGAUAGCCAAUGUGGGAGAAUGUUGAUAUGAAGUUGGAUUAUAUGUAUGAUUUAUAAAGAAUGGAUUAAUAAUGACUGGU
Messenger RNA from Hymenoscyphus albidus, 1276 nucleotides. The record is from the annotation of a GenBank genome assembly. Lineage: Eukaryota; Fungi; Ascomycota; Leotiomycetes; Helotiales; Helotiaceae.